Miscanthus lutarioriparius is the source of this 765-nucleotide messenger RNA. The record is from the annotation of a GenBank genome assembly. NCBI's taxonomy places the organism in Eukaryota, Viridiplantae, Streptophyta, Magnoliopsida, Poales, Poaceae.
AUGGAGGAAGGGAGCCGCCGGGCGGCAGCGGCCGUCCUCCCGGUCCCGGACGAGCUCAUCGUCGAGAUCCUCGCGCGGUUGCCGGCCAAGUCGCUCUGCCUCUGCAAGUGCGUCUCGCGGGCCUGGCGCGCCUUCAUCUCCGAUCCGGCCAACCGACGCAGGUUCGCGCAGACGCUGUCGGGCCUCUUCUUCUCCCGUCCCUACGGCAGCCGCCCGACCUGGGACUUCAUCGGCUUGUCUAUGUCCUCGGUUUUGCCUCCGCCUCCCGGGGUUGAUACGGCUCUCUCCUUCCUGCCCCCCACCUCGGACCGAGGAAUAUUGGCAACGACAUUCACCACCACCCUUCUACGUCUUGUGCAAUCCAGCCACCUGGGGGAGUGGGUUACCUUACCCCAACCAAGCCGCGUCCCGGGUCAGAAAUUGGUCAAAUUUCUUAGCUAUUUGAAAUUUGAUCUAUACGGGUCUGGUGGUGAUACCAUUGUCUGGUUGUUUUGCAAACAGCUCGAUGCGGAGCCUGAGCUUAGUUUAGUGUCUAUAGAUGGUGGCAUUCUAGAACAGCCACGGGGACAUGUCGUUAAUUGGGAUGAAUUACGGAUUGAGGAAAGGCAAGAUGAUGAAGGGGAAGGAAGGUUAGAAAUUAUCGAUGAGGAUGAGCUGUAUCGUUUGCUGGGCCUGAGAACCGAUGAUGAUCAUGGCCAGGGUGCUGCUGAUGGUACUUCAAAUGAGGAUCAGGCAAUCGCAAACAAUGGUUACAUCUCUGAUUGA